This is a messenger RNA of Raphanus sativus (radish), 2681 nucleotides long. RefSeq lists its product as uncharacterized. The transcript has 2 exons. The record is from RefSeq and is a predicted model, not a curated record. The coding region runs from base 202 to 675 and encodes 157 amino acids. NCBI's taxonomy places the organism in Eukaryota, Viridiplantae, Streptophyta, Magnoliopsida, Brassicales, Brassicaceae.
UGGUUUCUACGCCGUCGUCGCUGAAAAACUCUUCCUUACCUCAUUUUUUCAUUUUCCUUUUUCAGUCCUUUGAUUCCACUCCAACAUAUCAAAUCUCUAGAAAGGCCUCUCGAUUGUUUGAUCUCCGGAUCUGGGGCCCCAAUAAAGGAUCUUCUUGAUGGUGGCUCUUUCUAGAGUGGCGAUGAAGCGUGGAAGACAGAGAUGCAGCCAGGAUCAGCGUUUAGGGGUGGUUUCAAGCAGAUCAAAAGUUUUCAGAUUUUCUUCUCCGAUCUAUCUUUUGGCCAGUGUAUGAACUUGAGAAGUAGAGGAACUACAAACCUCACUCCAUUAGUACCAGACAUCAGAGCUUUGGAAAGAGAGAAUAGAAGAAAGAGGAGAGAAGAGGAGCAACAGGCUCAUUUAGUCAGAUUAAGUUUUGAGAUGGCACAUCAUCAGAACCAGAAUCAGGCUGGAGAGAUCCCCUUGAGAGCUGCUCAAGAGAGAGAUGGUCAAGGAGCUGCCAACCUUCGACCACAGCGCCAACCACAACACCCACAACGCCAAGCUCGUGCCAUUGGAGCCUAUGAUCAACCACACAUUCAUGGUCAUAGGUUGGAAAUCAGAGCACCAUCUGUGGAGAACAACAACUUUGAGAUCAAGUUAGGUCUGCUCAGCACCAUAGAGAACAACAAGUAACACGGCCUUGCUGCUGAAGAUCCAUAUGAUCACUUGGAGAAGUUUGAUAAGUAUUGUAGCUUGUCCAAGAUCAAUGGUGUUUCUGAAGAUACCUUCAAGCUCAAGUUGUUCCCUUUUUCUUUGGGAGAUAAGGCACACCAAUGGGAGAAGACUCUUCCAAGUGACUCAAUCACUACUUGGGAUGAUUGCAAGAGAGCAUUCUUAGAGAAAUUCUCUAAGAAUUUCUAUAAGAGGUUCUUAGUGGUUAAAUCAUAAGAAAAUAUAGUUGUUCAUUGGGUGAGUGAUGUGAGUGUUUGUUAUUUUGGGGUAUGGGAUGAAUGAAAGGGGUGUAGAAUUUGUAAUCACUUAGGAAUGGGUAGAAUGAUGAGGAUGGAUCCAUGUAUGAUGUAUACAUGAAUUGCUCCUAGUCUUAGAUAUAUUUUGCAUAAUGAUCAAGCUCCUUGAUUCUUGAGUGAUUGCCACCUUAAAAUGAUGCAUUGAACCCUCCUUUUCAUCCAUAUUAGACCAUUUGAUCACCUAGCCAAAUGAUUGAGAUCAUGUGCCCAUUUGUGAGACCUCACCUAGUUUGUGUGUAUGUGAAUUAAUGUGAGGGCUGGUUAAGGGAGCAUGUUAGUUGAUAAGCAUUGCAUCUUGUGUAGAGGCAUAAGAUAAGUAUUGAUAGGCCUUGAGAAGCUAGAGUUUAAUAAGAGAGUUUGCUCAUGCUAUUUGCUAUGUUUCUUUAGGAUGUCAAGUUGAGGGCUAUGAGUGUUUCUUUUGGUUAUAAGCUCCCAUCUCUGUAUCUCUCCUCCUUGAGUUUUUGAAAAGUUUACUUGAGGACAAGUAAAUGACUAGUGUGGGGGAGUUGAUAUCUUUCAUAUUUACAUGAUUUUAGCCAUUCAUUCUUGUAUAUUUUGAGCAUAUAUAUUAGGUAUUAGGCAUCUUUAGGUUCAUAUUGCAUUCAUAUAUCUUUAUUAGGUGUUGGAGCAUCCUAUGGAGUGAUUUAAGAUGUUUGGAAGCUUUGUGAUCCAAAAAGAAGUGAAGAAUGAAGCUUGGCCAAUCCAAGACAAGCAUGGUUGAACAGACCGGGCAGAACUGAGCGGGGACUUUCACCCGCGCGGCCUGAAUCGAGUUCAAGAGAAGCAACCUGACCGGGGAGGAACCACCGGGGAACUCCACCCGCGCGGCCUGCCUGUGGAGAACUGACCGGGGAGAACUGACAGGGGAGCUGCACCCGCGCAGGAAUGACCAGGAUGAGAAGAUCCGAAGUGCGCGGGUAGAGACGCGCGGGGAGGAUCGGUUCGGUCUACCCAUGCCGUUUUUCUUAAGUCUUUGGUCGAGAAUUAAGUGUCCCAAGGCCAUUUUAGUCAUUUUAUCUUGAUGUUUUAGACUUUCUAAACCUAAGUAUAAAUACUCUUGUUAUCCUAAUGUUGGAUCUAACUUUUUUUCUCUCAAAAACAUAUUUAUAAACCUUGAAGAAAGUUUGGAUCUUUGAUCCUUUUUCAUUUUAUUUUCUUUGUGUUUGUUGGAUUAUCUUGUUCACUAAGCGUGUCUAACCUUAAAUCAUCAUUGGUUUUUGGGUUAAUCAUGUCUAUUAGUGAGUAGAUCUAUUUAGGAUUCAUGGGCUAGGGUGAUUAAGGGUGAUUAGUGAAGAUCUAGGGUGUUUAGUAUUAAAUCUACUUCUUUCCUUGCUUGUUGAGGGUUCUCAAUGCUAUUUUAGUCUUGAUCAUACUAAAAUAGAUCCUUAGGCAUUUCAUGCCCGGAAGGUGUAUGAUGUAAUGCCUGAACUAACUCUUCAUUGCUUUUAGCUUACUUUACCAAAGGGAUUUGUUGUUAAAGGAGUUAGGAUUGCUAUUAGACUUGUUCUCCAUGAUUGCUUUAGUAACAUUCAACCAAAGGGAUUUGAUGCGUGAGUUGCUUUAGCAAAUGAACAUUCAUCUAGGGAUAGAGCUUGUUUAGUAUUGUGUCUAGGCAUAAGGAAAAUGCUUGAUUGAUAGCUUGUCACCUUUAGAUUGGAUCUACAUCACCCA